Setaria italica (foxtail millet) is the source of this 1152-nucleotide messenger RNA. Its product is annotated as putative disease resistance protein RGA3. The coding region runs from base 1 to 1152 and encodes 383 amino acids. Gene Ontology annotation, molecular function: ADP binding. NCBI's taxonomy places the organism in Eukaryota, Viridiplantae, Streptophyta, Magnoliopsida, Poales, Poaceae. The transcript has 3 exons. The record is from RefSeq and is a predicted model, not a curated record. Gene Ontology annotation, biological process: defense response to other organism.
AUGGCUUGGGCGCAGAACCCGUCGCGGUACGCCAUCCAUGCGGCGCUCCUUGGUGUCCUCGCCCCGAGUAGCGGGCCGCGUGCGCACCGGACGGUGCUGCUCCUCACCACGAGGAGGUCAGCCAAGGCUCGCCACUGGUCAUAUGUGGCACGGGGUAGCCAAGCGGUUCUUCAAAGAUUCUUUGGCCUUCUUGUUUCUGCAUUCUUGGAACUAGUCGUGGAUGUUUUUCUGACCACGCUUGGCCCGACAUCUAAACUGGGCGGGCCGAAACCUACCGAGCUCGGGCUGUGCUCGAAAUGCUUAGGGGAAGAUACAAUAAUUUACCGGAUUGUCUCCACUAACAAGAUCUGCAACGCUUCUGAGAGCAACUUGGAGAAUGCCUUGCAGAAGCUUAAGAGAGAACUCGCUGGAAAGAGGUACCUUCUUGUAUUGGACGACGUCUGGAAUAAGGAUGCUAACAAGUGGAACAAGCUGAAUGCCUGUCUUAAACAUGGUGAUGUUGGUAGCGCCAUACUAACGACAACCCGUGAUAAAGAAAUAGCUCAACUCAUGGGUACAGUUGAAGAACAUGGCAUUGCACGUUUGGACAAUAAAUUCAUCAAGGAAAUUAUUGAGGCUAAAGCAUUCAUUUCGCAAGAGAGAAAACGAGCUGAUUUAGCUGGCUUGGUUGAUGACGUUGUUGAGAGAUGUGCAGGGUCUCCAUUGGCAGCCAAGGCACUAGGAUCUGUACUACGUGGCAAGACAAGAACGGAAGAAUGGAAAGCUGUGCUUAGCAAAAGCAUUGCCCAUAACAAGGACGAUAAAAUCCUGCCUAUUCUCAAGCUCAGUUACGAUGACCUGCCAUCACACAUGAAGCAGUGCUUUGCUUUCUGUGCUGUGUUUCCCAAGGACCAUGAGAUUAACGUGGAAAUGCUGAUCCAACUAUGGAUGGCAAAUGACUUUAUUCCUGAACAAAAAGAUGUUCGUCAUGAAACAAUUGGUAAACAGAUUUUCAGUGAGCUGGUCUCAAGGUCAUUCUUUCAAGAUGUGAAGCAAGUCAAUGGGAAAGCAUGGGAAGAUGUGUAUUGGUAUUUCUCUACAAGUACAUGUAAAAUCCAUAAUCUUAUGCACGAUGUGGCACUAUCUGUCAUGGACAAAGAGUUGCUACCAUAA